This is a messenger RNA of Oryzias latipes (Japanese medaka), 971 nucleotides long. RefSeq names its product myogenic factor 6 (gene myf6). Gene Ontology annotation, biological process: muscle organ development; positive regulation of skeletal muscle fiber development; positive regulation of myoblast differentiation. The record is from RefSeq and is a predicted model, not a curated record. Gene Ontology annotation, molecular function: protein dimerization activity; RNA polymerase II cis-regulatory region sequence-specific DNA binding; DNA-binding transcription factor activity, RNA polymerase II-specific. Lineage: Eukaryota; Metazoa; Chordata; Actinopteri; Beloniformes; Adrianichthyidae.
CUGCUGCUCUAUUUAAAUGCCAGAGUUCCUCUGUCUCAAACAGAGAGAAGGGUGCAACAAUAUGAUGGACCUUUUUGAGACCAGCUCUUAUCUCUUUGGUGACCUGCGGUACUUGGAGGAGGCCGACAACGGACCGCUACAGCACUUGGACAUAGCAGGAGUGUCUCCUCUGUAUAACAGCAACGACAGCCCGUUGUCUCCGGGCCAGGAUAACGUUCCUUCGGAGACCGGCGGGGAGAGCAGCGGAGAGGAGCAUGUGCUCGCGCCUCCGGGCCUCCAGGCGCACUGUGAGGGCCAGUGCCUCAUGUGGGCCUGCAAGAUCUGCAAGAAGAAGUCCGCACCCACGGACAGGCGCAAGGCCGCUACGCUCAGGGAAAGAAGGAGGCUCAAGAAGAUCAACGAGGCCUUCGAUGCCCUGAAGAGGAAGACUGUGGCCAAUCCCAACCAGAGACUGCCCAAAGUGGAGAUUCUGCGCAGCGCUAUCAGCUACAUUGAGAGGCUACAAGAUCUGCUGCAAACUCUGGACGAGCAGGAACAGGGAGGAAGUACCUCUUCGUUCAACACCAAAGAUCACAACGUAGCAAACGAUGAGUACAACUGGAAGACAUCGUCUGAAAUCCUACCAACCUCUGCUGAUCAUUCCACUGCAGCAAUGAAUCAGAGUGAAGGUUCCAGUGAGUCCUCCGCAUCCUCCAGCCUCCUGCGUCUCUCCUCCAUCGUAAACAGCAUCACGAACGGCGAGAAAAUCCACUUCUCGGCUGGAGGGUCAGAAAAUUGAAGCAUUGGCAAAGGCCCUAGAAAUAAUUGUCAUUGUUUUUUUUCUUCUAAUCUGUACAUAUUUUUUUUUUGUGCUAAAAUCUAUUUAUAUGAUGUUGCAAAGCCAACAGUAUCUUGAAGAAACGUGACAUUUGGUUAGAAUAUUUGUACAUAUUGCUGACCAACAGAAAUAAAGAAUGUGAUUUUUCACUUGC